AUGCAUUGUCAUCAAAAAACUAAAGGAGCUUAUGUAUACGAUAGUUUACCAACGAAUACACCGUAUAAACAAACUCCCCGUGAACCAAUCACUUUGAUGAGUGCAGGAUCAGAUGAAGAUGCAACGAUUUACUAUGAAGCUGUAUCACGUAAACGUUUUGAUAAAUUAAACACAAAAUGCGCUGAAUUACGCAGUACAUUGAGUAGGCAAAGAGCUGCUACAGCUAGACGAUUUCUACAAGAAAAACUUGGAGGUGAUACAAAAGGCUCACUUAUUGGACCUGGAUCCUCUGCAUUCACUCGUUCAUCUGUACCAGUUCAAACUGGCCUGUAUCUUGAAGAAUUAACAGAGGUUAUUGAACAAGAUGAUUUUGGUACACAGACAGAUGCUUUUCUGGAUCGACCACCGACACCGCUGUAUGUACCGGCUAAAACUGGAGUCGAUGUAGAAACACAAAUUUAUGAAAAUGAUCUCUUCGAUUUCAACUUAGAAGUACAGCCAAUAUUAGAAGUAUUAAUCGGGAAGACAGUUGAACAAUCAUUAUUAGAAGUUAUGGAAGAAGAAGAAUUAGCCGACCUACGUCAACAACAAGAAGCUCUACAAGAAAUUCACAAUGCUGACUUAGCUGAAGUCGCUAGACUUGAAGAUCGUAAUAGACGUUAUCUUGAAGAAAAACAAAGACGUUUGAAACAGUAUGAAUUAAGCGCAAUACUGGCUAAAGAGACAGCAAGAAAAAUAGCUGCUAGAGCAUUUACGAAAUCCUACUUAGCACCAUUAUUGGCAAAUACGUAUGAACAGUUAUUGGAAAGAGGCUACUUUUAUGAUUCAGUUGAAUUGGAUAUUGAAACUCACUUCUUUGAACCUCUACUUAACGGUGUAUUGGAUUCUAUGGCACAUGAAAGAAGAGCACGUCUAUUAUUGGAUGGUGCAUUACGUGAGGCUGUAUGUGAACGUCAUACAGAAUUCCGCGAAUUAGCCCGGUCAAUCUAUGAACAAAAGUGUUUGAAUGAAGUGUUGCCCUUGUUAAGAAGUGAUGUGGCAAUUUGGAUAUUACAACGUCAUAUUAUAUUAGCUAUAUCAAGAUUAGAGUUAGCUGCUGAAGCUCUCGGAAUUAUAAAAGAUGCAAUAAUGGAAGAAAUAGAAGAUUCAGUUCUUGAUGAACUUGCUUUAGAAGUUCAAGCACAAAAAGAAGCUGAAGAGGCUGCAUCAAAUGAAGAAGAGUCUACAUUUUAA
This is a messenger RNA of Trichobilharzia szidati, 1233 nucleotides long. NCBI's taxonomy places the organism in Eukaryota, Metazoa, Platyhelminthes, Trematoda, Strigeidida, Schistosomatidae. The record is from the annotation of a GenBank genome assembly.